CUUUUUUGCUGAAUAAUUUGUCUUUCUCACUUAUAUGUCUGUCUCACUCACGCUGUAUUUGUCACACACUACCUGAACUGUACAAACUCUCUGACAGCCCUUUUCUCACACAAUGGCUCCUACUUUUUCUAGAGCCGUGGCUUCACGAUCGGUGAUCGUGGAGCGUCUUGCUGAAGAUGUCACCGAGAACGAUCUCCGGAGAGCAUUCUCUGCGGUGGGUUUGGUGGACUAUGUGGACAUCCUUCGUCAUAAUCGUGGCUUGGUUGUGUUUGUAUCGGAUACUGAUGCAAGGAGGGCUAUGAAUGAUCUAGAUGGCAUCCUGCUGAAUGGGAAGAAAAUGAAGAUCAUCUGGGUGAAGAAUCUAGUCCAUUUUAUCACUAAUGCUGGAGAAGUAAUAAAUCCCAAAGAAGUUCCAGUUUUUGUCCAUGAAGCUAGGCAGAAACUCGUUGCAUCAAUCAACAUGCAAGGUUUGAAUGACAUCCAAGAUUUCUGUCAAUGCCUUAACAAAUCAUUGAGCAAUUUUAAACAUACUAGUCCUUUGGAGAACAUUAGCCUGCAAAAUCCAUGGCCUGGGUAUGAAGUUGUAUACAAACAUGUUGACAGCAUCAUUAAUGCCAAUGAAGAGAUUGUGCCAAACGAAAAAGACCCAAACGAGGGUUUUGAGCAGUGGUUCCUUAGUGUGGUCAACAAAAUAGAGUUCUCUGUGUUGUAAGUAAUUGUAAAUGUAAUUCCGUUGCUUUCCUUGUCACAAGUUUGAAUAGAAACAAUGAACAAUAAUUCGAUCAAAGUUUGGAGAGAAACUCUACAAUCUCCUCAUACAUCUUUAUAUUGAGUUAACACAUUGACAUGCUUUGUGAAAUUUAUUGAUCAAGGAGUUUGUUUCUCA
Molecule: messenger RNA, 886 nt
Organism: Quercus robur (English oak)
Lineage: Eukaryota; Viridiplantae; Streptophyta; Magnoliopsida; Fagales; Fagaceae
Exons: 2
Coding region: 113-712 (199 amino acids)
Molecular function (GO): RNA binding
Source: RefSeq, a predicted model, not a curated record